This is a messenger RNA of Polistes dominula (European paper wasp), 1330 nucleotides long. RefSeq names its product ras-like protein family member 10B. Gene Ontology annotation, molecular function: GTP binding; GTPase activity. Lineage: Eukaryota; Metazoa; Arthropoda; Insecta; Hymenoptera; Vespidae. The record is from RefSeq and is a predicted model, not a curated record.
AUGACGGACGAUGACAUUAUCUUUAAUAGAAGUAAUACUCUCUGUGCUGCAUUAACAGUUUACAAAGAAACAAAAGCGAGUUUUUAUCUCGUUUAUUAUCGUAAAGGGAGAUUCGAUUUGGAAAGUGCAGAGGGAAAAAGGACAAAAACUGCGAGCGGCAGAAGGAGGCGAAGCCUCCCGCCGCCCAAAAAAUGCCCACUGGAUCUAGAUUACUUGGAGAGGAGGGCCGGUGAGACAAUAAGCUGCGAAAACGUGGAAAGCGGAUCGAAAGAAGAGGAAAGCCCGGCAGACAGUCUGGAUCGUGUUAAGGUCGUUUUCCUCGGAGCACCUGGCGUGGGAAAGACCAGUAUAAUUCGUCAAUUCGUUUGGAGCGAAUUCUCUGAGGAAUACAGGCCCACUAAAAAACGUGAGACGUUUUACCCGAGCGUUGUACUGGCCGAUCGACUGUACGAAUUGAAAAUCACAGAUGUACCUACGAUUCCAUUCUUUCCUAUCAGUUCGCACCUGGAAUGGACGGAUUUCCGUUAUUAUGGACUACGUAGCGCUACCGCCUACGUUCUCGUAUUCGAUCUGAGCAAUCAGGAUACCUUCCAAUAUAUCAGAAAAUUACGCGAGCAGAUCCUCGAGGCGAGGGACAUGAGAAGUGUAUCUCUUUUAGUGGUCGGUAAUAAACAAGAUGAGCUAUCAAGCAGCGUAGCUUCCAGUGCUAGGUACAAGAAUAUUGUCAAUGUCGUACGAAAACAUUGGAGAUGCGGUUACGUCGAGUGCAGCGCAAGAUUCAACUGUCGUGUCGUACAGGUUUUUCGAGAAUUAAUGAAGAGUAUUCAAGCCGUGGAAGGAAGACCGCCAUCACCGAUACCUGCACCCUCGUCGUCCUCGUCGUCACAACCUUUGCGUUCUCAUCAACAUGACAAUGCCGAAAAAUGUAUUCUUCUUUGACACUGAGAUCACAUAAUGGACGUAAUCGAUCUUUGCGAUCGCAUUUUAGCGAAAAACUCUUUCUUCUCCGACUCGAAGAAGGAUUCGCAUUGAUUUACUCCUUUUUUCAUUGGCUAAAUAUUGUUUUUCAUUUUCUUCUUCUUCUUCUUCUUUUUUCUUUUUUUUUUUUUUUUUUGUUUCUUUCUUUAUAUUACUCAUCAAACGUGUGAUAUCGUUGUGAUAAUCAAACAAUUUCAUGGUACUAUACAACAUAGUACAAUGCUGCAAGGGUUACUCGCGCUCGUCAAUUGAAAAUAUAAGAAAUCGUUUUGUUUCUUGCGAGAACCAAUGUUAAACAAUGCAUCGUAUUAUAAUAUGACAUUAGAAUUUUCAUACGUAGAGAGAAAAAAGA